This is a messenger RNA of Darwinula stevensoni, 369 nucleotides long. Lineage: Eukaryota; Metazoa; Arthropoda; Ostracoda; Podocopida; Darwinulidae. The record is from the annotation of a GenBank genome assembly.
AUGGUUGUAGUGGAUGUACUGUGGAGUGACCCGAAAGUAAACCACGGUUGCACAAUGAACAUCUUCCGAGGCGGAGGAGUUUACUUCGGCCCGGAUGUCACCUCCCAUUUCUUGACUACCUCCAAUCUUCGCUUGCUCAUUCGAUCUCACGAGUGCAAACUCGACGGCUACGAAUUCUGUCACAACAACAUGGUCCUGACGGUAUUUUCAGCGUCUAAUUACUACGAGAUGGGUUCGAAUCGAGGAGCCUAUGUGAAACUCCUGGGACCAGACCUGAAGCCCCAAAUGGUCCAAUAUUCCUCGCAGAAGAGACAGAGCAGGAUCUUGACUCUCAGGGAUGAGGUUGGAAAGGUACUUUAUCUUUUCUAA